Messenger RNA from Micropterus dolomieu (smallmouth bass), 1050 nucleotides. It is a transcript of the gene sumf2, whose product is annotated as sulfatase modifying factor 2. The transcript is spliced from 9 exons. Gene Ontology annotation, cellular component: endoplasmic reticulum. The coding region runs from base 127 to 1041 and encodes 304 amino acids. The record is from RefSeq and is a predicted model, not a curated record. Lineage: Eukaryota; Metazoa; Chordata; Actinopteri; Centrarchiformes; Centrarchidae.
CCCAUUUCCGGUGCGACGGUGACAUGUGUCCGAUAGAGAACUGACAAAAAUGUAAUCGAGUUUCUGCUACUCGUUAACUCUUAAACUUGUAUUUCUUUUGAUAUAAAUAGACGGAAUGUCAAAUUAAUGUCGGCUAAAACGAACUUGUCCAAAAUGGUGUCGUGGAUAUCUGCUUUGUUUUUACUGUCAGUGGCGGCAGCAGAUGAAAUGAUAAAUAUACCCGGAGGAAAGAUGUUAAUGGGAACCAGUGCAGCUGAUGGAAGAGAUGGAGAGUCCCCCACCAGGGAGGUUGACCUGCAACCUUUUAAAAUGGACAAAUAUCCUGUAACAAAUGCCGAUUUCAGAGACUUUGUGAGAGCACAGAAGUACAAAACAGAAGCCGAGACGUUUGGUUGGAGUUUUGUGUUUCAAGACUUUGUGUCAGAAGAGCUGAAGGGCAAAGUCACACAGAGAAUUGAGUCUGCUCCUUGGUGGCUGCCUAUAGAGCGGGUGUUUUGGAGACAGCCUGCAGGACCUGGUUCUGGCAUUCGGGAGCGUCUGAGCUUCCCGGUGGUUCAGGUGAGCUGGAAUGAUGCUCAGGCCUUCUGCCUGUGGAAGGGCAAGAGACUGCCUACUGAGGAAGAGUGGGAGUGGGCUGCUCGAGGGGGGCUGCAAGGUCGGACUUAUCCGUGGGGAAACAAGUUCCAUACCAACAGAACCAACCUGUGGCAGGGAACAUUUCCAGAUGGCGACACUGCAGAGGAUGGAUACCAUGGCAUCUCUCCCGUCACAGCAUUUCCUCCACAGAACAGUUAUGGACUAUAUGAUAUGAUGGGAAAUACAUGGGAAUGGACAUCCACACCCUUUCCAGCAGCACGCCCAACGUAUGUUCUGCGAGGUGCCUCCUGGAUCGACACAGUGGACGGUUCAGCCAAUCAUAAGGCACGAAUCACGACCAGGAUGGGCAACACUCCUGACUCUGCCUCUGAUAACCUGGGAUUCAGGUGUGCUGCCAGCGAUGAACAGAAACAAGGGAAGAAAAAAGACACAACGGAGCUGUAGCAACAAACA